Messenger RNA from Ictalurus punctatus (channel catfish), 3570 nucleotides. RefSeq lists its product as uncharacterized. Gene Ontology annotation, cellular component: SCF ubiquitin ligase complex. NCBI's taxonomy places the organism in Eukaryota, Metazoa, Chordata, Actinopteri, Siluriformes, Ictaluridae. Gene Ontology annotation, molecular function: protein binding. Gene Ontology annotation, biological process: SCF-dependent proteasomal ubiquitin-dependent protein catabolic process. The record is from RefSeq and is a predicted model, not a curated record. Bases 199 to 2820 code for a protein of 873 amino acids. The transcript is spliced from 17 exons.
GUUAAUCAGAUGGUCGUUUGGCCCCGCCCAUUGUUUACUGUCAGCGGAUUAUGGUCGAAUCUUUUUUUUAAUAAAAAAAAAAAAAACAGGACAUUUAUUUCCGUAAUUAACGCUUUUGCAGCUUCACGAGCACAUUUAACAAUUUGUUUAUUUCGGAUUAAAUGACGGAUUCGGAUUAAACAGUUUAAAGCAGUUUUCAUGGCGUCUUCAACGACGAUUGGUGAGUUCAUGUGCUCUCUCAGUGAAAUGGGUUUCACUGAGGAUCAGAUCCAGGCUGCAGUUCAGGCUGGCUGUUUCUCUGUACCAGAAGCAGCUGAAUGGAUUGUGCGGGCUGGCAGUCCAAGACACACACUAGUGCCACGAUCCGGACCAAUUACAACUGCUAUCGCUGCUUUUAACCGUCCUAAAGUUGCUCAAGGAGCUCAGACGGAGGGACAAGGUGCUCAUUUGGUGCUGCAUCAUCCUGCAGCAGAAACUGAACCUGUAAAGUCUCGAAUAAAGCAGAACAAUGACUUCCUCGCUCAGGAGAGACAGAAAGCAGCAGAGCACGCCCGGGCCGAGAGGAGACAAAACACACAGGAGCGAGAGUUAAUCUUGAAAAGAAUAGCAGCAGAUCGGCGUGCUCAGCAGGAGAAACACACCAUCACUCCAACUUUCAGUGAACGAGAGAAACCGAGUGAACGAGUGCAGAGCGGCACGGACAACAAUUGCAUUCUGAUGAUCCGUCUUCCCUCCGGCGAGUCUUUGCGUGUGUGUUUUCCGGCAGAUGCUCGACUCCGGGACGUCGUUGACCAUGUCACCUCCCUCCAUCCUUCUCUUCCCACCUUCACACUUUUUCAUGGUUUUCCUCGUCGGCGCUUCAGCGAUAGCGACUUGUCACUGUCACUGCACUCUCUCGGUUUAACACCGAACGCUGCACUCGUCCUUCAGGCCAUCACUCCUCCCGAUCCCUCCAUCCCCACCGCUAUCCAUGAUCCUGAGCCACCUCGCAGUGACCCUCCUGUCCAGCAGGGGGCAGUUGAGUUACCCCAACCUGUAGCUCCACCCCAGUUUCAACCACCGCGCUGGGAAGACAUGGUGCAUGCUGGGAUUGCUGAACCUCGUCAUCGCUGGGGUCAUGGACAAAGACUGGUGCCAGAAGAAGAAGGUGAUGCUGAUGAUGAUAGUAGUAAUGAUGAUGAUGCUGCUGCUGCUGAUGAAGAGCAGGCACUGGCAGAUAUUAAUGCUGUACAUCAGCUUCCUUUCUUUAACGAGCUCCGAGAUCAGGAGCAGCAUUACUGGCCGAAUCAGGGAAACAGACUUGGGGAUCCAGAGGCCUCAGUAGAUCCAACAGAGGGCAGAGUUUUACCUGGUGAGGCAGCAUUACAGCGUUUACAGAGAAAUGAUCAACAGCAACAUCAUGACACCGAGUCCCCGGUUCCCUGCAAGAAACCCUGCACUGUUGCCAAACUCGUCACCAUGGCAACACGAGCCGCCAUCUCCCUCACCAGCGCUCCUUAUAUGCAGUUCGUCAGCAGUUUUUCAUGUUUGACCCCAGAGCUGGCUGAGCGUUUGUUGGGUCAGAUGACCUCAGAUCGCUUGCUGAACCCCCGAACUCUUCAGCUCUUCACUGGCUGCUCGCUUCAGAUGCUAACAUUAAACAGCUACCCAUACACCACCAACACACUGCUGCAGCAACUCCGGAAGUUUAGACACCUCACACACCUCAGCCUGGUCAACUCGCCACUGAUCACUGAUUGUGGGCUGUCUGUUUUGUGUAAAUUGGUGAAGCUGCAGUAUCUGAAUCUCUCGUCCUGCUCUAAACUGACUGACGGCUGUUUACCCCACAUGACCGCUCUCAAGUCCUUGUGUGUGUUGAUUCUGGAUCACACUAAAGUGAGCGAUGCCGGUCUGCAGGUCUUCCUUCAGUCAUCUCCUCCUGCACUCGUUCACCUGAGUUUAAACCAAACCGCUGUUACAGAGGAAACGUUAACUGCACUGCGUGUGUGUGUACCACAGCUGCGUCUGCUCAGCAUCACACACACCAGGGUGUGUGACGUGUCUUCUCUGGCCGAUCUGCACGAUCUACAGACUCUUCACCUUGACUUCACUCGGGUCAAAGAAGAAUCACUGCAGAGUCUUUCAGCGCACAGGAAUCUAUCGUCACUCAGUCUUCAUGGUGUUCCAGUCAGUAGCGGUGAUCACACCCUCGAGAUCCUAUCAGGGCUGAAUCUGACUCAGUUAACACUUCCUGGCCGUCACUCAGUGACCGACGCUGGGCUUUACUUCCUCUGCACACAGACUCUGCUCUCUGAGCUCGACCUGAGCGACUACACACACAUUACUAACCAGGGCAUCACACACUUGGGAAAAAUGACUCGGCUGAAGAAGCUUUCAUUGAGUAACACACCGCUCACUGAUGUGGGCUUAUCAGCUCUGUCCACUCUCACUCUGCUGAUAGACGUGUGUCUAAACCGAACAACCGUGACGAGCCGUGGAGUCACUCAGUUCAUCACACGCCUACCUUACCUACAGGUUCUAGGUUUGUCCUGCACGCAGGUGGGAGAUUCAGUACUGAAAACUUUAAUUUGUUGCACCGAUCUGGUCAAACUGAACCUGAGCAAAACUCGCAUCACUGAUCGAGGAUUAAAGUUUCUUCACGGUAUGAAACUGAGUCAGGUAAAUCUAGAUGGUACAGGUGUGACUGCAGGGGGCGUGGCCAACCUGAUCGCCGCUUCUCCUCACCUGAUCAGCAUCCGUGCCAAUAACACGCAACCGCUCCCUGCUGCACAACAGAGCGAUGAUGAUGGUGGUAUUGACGAAGAUCGGCCAUUACACUGAGACAGCGCUGAUCGGGCUGUUUUCCAGAGUAAUUCAUUACAAGCAAAGCCAUCAUUCAGUUGCUGUUUCUUGCUUCUGCAAUUUAAAACAUCUUAAUCCUGUACUUAAUAUCAUUUUACUUAUAUAUACUUAUCACACACUCAAGAUAGUUUAAAAAACAACAACAACAACAUUAAUUUAGUAAUAUUGUUAAUAAUAUCAAAUGGCUGCAAAUUGCUUUGCUUUGUUUAGCAUGAGCUAAAACCCCCUUUAGUCUGGUUUUGGAGUUAACUAGGAGUCUCUGGCUGAAAGUAGGGGUUUCAUCACCCAUGAAAUUCAAACACAAGUUCAUUUACCCGUUGUGUUAUUGCAUUAGUAAUGUUCAUUUUGCAGAAGCAAAUAAAACUGUAGGUGACUCACUAAGCAGAUAAACAGAAAAAAGACUGGAAACAUGCUAAUUUACGAAUUUCCCAAAAGUGCAUAUAACAUGUUACUAAAUAAUGUGUGUAACUACAGCAUUUAUCAAUCAGACAUUGUUAUUAUUAGUAGUAGUAACAAUAUUAGUAUGAUUAAGUUGUGCCAUAUCGUUUCAGAAUUACAAAAUUCUGUUCAAAAUGUCAUUUUCAAGAAUCAGUAUUUUACACAGUACUAAAUUAUUAAAGACUGUUAAGCUUGAAACUGCAAAAUGUAACCCACCAAAAUCUAUAUUUUUAGAUCUUGUUUGUAGUGUAUAAUAGUUUUGUAUAAGAUCAUUAAAAUGAUAACAAGUUA